UACCAGUUAUCAAGUAUCGAAAAGAAAUCAAUUUGUGUAAAAUCGGAAAAGAUGCAGUUCGUCGUCACAUCACUCCUUCUCGCUGCCACGGCAAGCGCUGCCCCCAGUCCCAUGUGGGGUACCUCAGGCCUCAAAGCCAACCUCAAAGCUCGCGCAGAAGCUUUCACCGUCGUUGUCGGUGGACCUCAAGAUACCUUUGUUCCCAACACCAUGACUGCAGCAGUUGGAGACAUCAUCCAGUUCCAGUUCUCCAACGGUAACCACACGGCAACGCAGUCCACACUUGAAGCUCCAUGCACCGCUCUCGAGGGCGGAGUCCACAGCGGCCACAUCCCAUUCCAAGACGGCCAGACCGACGUAGGCACGUUCAGCAUGCCUGUUACCAGCACGGAGCCUAUGUUCAUCUUCUGCGCCACUGGUCCCCACUGUCAAGAAGGACAAGUCAUGGUCAUCAAUCCUGCAAGCUCGCUCCAAGUCGUUGACUUUGUCCGAAACGCCCAAGCUACCGAAAAGAGCGUCGAUGGAACCGCUGUCAUCGGUGGAACCGCAAGCAAAGUAGCACUUGAUGCCGCUGCAUUCGUGCCCGCUCCACCAGAGGAUGCGGCUGCUGCUCCCCCACCUCCUCCUGCCGCUGAAGCUGCCCCUCCCGCCGCUGAGGCCGCUCCGCCAGCUGAGACCGCCCCUGCCGCACCCGCAGCUUCAGCCGACCCUGCUGCCAACGCGACGGUGGUCGUGGUCGCUCACCCCUAA
Periconia digitata is the source of this 750-nucleotide messenger RNA. The record is from the annotation of a GenBank genome assembly. Lineage: Eukaryota; Fungi; Ascomycota; Dothideomycetes; Pleosporales; Periconiaceae.